AAUGCUCACUUUAAACUUUUCAAAAAAUUUUGUUGGAGAAGCAAGAGAGAAAAAAUUGUUGCUUGAAUGUAUUUACAAUUUAAAACGCCAAAAACAUUGUAGUAAAAGAACAUUUUUUAUCAAUCAAUGGAGGUCAUUUAAGCGUUGGCAAGAAGUUGAGCAUCACAACAAGGAAUAUUUUGAAUGGAAGUAUAGAAUGGAAAAUUAUAUAAAAAUGGAUGGGAUGUAUUUAACACCCGAACGAUCUCAAGAUGGUAAUUUAUCUAUCAUUUUAUAUUUUUUCAAAUCUUUCUUUUUUAAAGUUAUGCCCAAAAAAGCAAUUCAAGAUCAAGAUCAGUGGAUGUUAGGCACUUUUCCUACUCAAUACCAUAUUGCAAUGAAACAACUGCGAUAUGUUGACCAUAGUUUUGACAAUCUUCGUCGUUGUAGGGACUAUAGACACUUUCAACGGCUUCAAUUUGAUCAGAGAUUUUUGCCCGAACGUUUGUUGUUUUUGGGCCCUGAUUUGGCUGCUGCUCAUUUUAUUGUUCACAGAAAUGGCUCCGUUAAAUUCAUGGAAGAUCCAAAUUGGUAUAAACGUGAGGGAAAGCUUAGGAGGUAUGCAUUACCGGGAAAAAAGGUUGAUGGAAUGUAUAUUGAGGCGAUUGAUGCAUCUGGGACAGAAUUAAUGUUUGAAGGUUUUGAUAAUUUAUACGACUUGGAAUUCCUUCGCCUUCUAAGUUUAAAAAACUGUCAGUAUGUGGAUGAUUGGGUUUUGAGUCGAAUUGGAGGAAUGUUUUCAAAUUCAUUGGAAAUGCUGGAUUUGAGUAAUUGUAAACGAAUUUCUGCGAAAGGGCUUGUUGGAUUACGCUCAUUAACAAAAUUACGCUUUUUAAGGCUUGAUGGGCUUGAAAAUAUUGAAGGAAUUGAGAAAAGUGCUUUAAUGUUGGAAGAUGCAAUUCCUGAUUUGGUCAUAACUGGGCUUGAUUAUGACAAGGCAUUAUCUCAACUCGAGGAGGAAGAAAAGCUUCUUAGACACGAUCGAAUAGUUUUGGAUGCUAAAGGGAACGCAUUCAUUGAAGAUGACAAUGGACGAUUUUUCUAUGUUAAAGGCUCGGUUAAUGAAAGGGUUGCGGUCUGUGAUCAGGACAAACCUUUGGUGACUUCAGUGAUAAGAAGAGAACUUCCAGCUAUGGACACUGAAGAAUUUGAGGAUUUGGAUGAUUUGGCUAAAGGAAAAUUACGCCAUUUUCUUGUUGGGUCACCUAGUGGAUAUUCAUGGACAGAACAAGUAGAAACAAUAUUAACACACGAAGAAGGCUGGAGACAUUGGGAAGGCAUACCUACAGAAAUAAAAAUGUUACCAAAAUAUAAAAGAGUUGCCCUUUUAGAGGCUAGACGACAAAAUAAAUUGUUAAAUAAUGGAGAAUUAAUGUUGGAAUUAACGAAAGAUUCGGGGCAAGAACAAAUUGAAGGUGGGGAAAUGGACAAACAACAACAAAUUGUUUGUGGGUGAAAAAAAUUUUUUAGGAAUUUUUUUGUAUUUUAUUAGAUUAAUCGUGUUAUUAAAGAGAGGGAUGCUCUUUCUGCGGAUUUUUUUCAUUUUUUCUUAAAUAAGGUUCACAGAAAAGUCCGCAAAUUUUGAAAAAGUCUGUAAAUCUAGUUAAGUCCGCAAAUCGAUAGGAAAAGUCCGCAAAUUGUGUGAAAGUUCGUAAAUUGAUAAGAAAAGUCCGCAAAUAUUUAGAAAGUCCGAAAAUCUGGAAAAAGUCCGCAAAAUGAUAAAAAUCCGCAAAUUGAUAAGAAAUGCCCGCAAAUUGAAAAAGUCCGCAGGAAAAGCACCUUUUAUUUUUUUGUUUAAUUCCAUUUUACAAUAAAAAAAUUUAAUUAAAAAGGCUCAUUUAGGUCAGAGAUCAUUUUUAAAUUAUUCUUCACACGUUCCACAAGUUCUUUUACAAAAAAGCAUUCCCGUAAGUCCUGGGCAGUGUUCCAAGCUUAAGUUUUCGCAUACUGGGCUUUCAUCCUUGCAUUCCGUCUCUUCCGUUAUUCUACUUGAAGGCUUAAUUUCCUCUUCUGCUUUAGCCUUUGGGCAUUGGCCACACGAAAAAGGACAAAUUUCUGUUCGAAGUUUUUCCCAUU
Molecule: messenger RNA, 2115 nt
Organism: Meloidogyne enterolobii
Lineage: Eukaryota; Metazoa; Nematoda; Chromadorea; Rhabditida; Meloidogynidae
Source: the annotation of a GenBank genome assembly